Molecule: messenger RNA, 1080 nt
Organism: Venustampulla echinocandica
Lineage: Eukaryota; Fungi; Ascomycota; Leotiomycetes; Helotiales; Pleuroascaceae
Exons: 5
Coding region: 1-1080 (359 amino acids)
Source: RefSeq, a predicted model, not a curated record
AUGGGUUCAAUAUCUAUCGACGUGCUUGACCUUCCCCGCCUUCGUGACGAGCCAACAUUCCAAACACUCAUUGAAACCCUUCAAGUCCUCGAGCUGAACCCCUCAAGAUGGGCCGACUCUAAAUCCGAACUGACUGUUGCCGAAGAUACAACGGGGGUUUCUCGCUGGUUGACUUCAAUUAUGAAGAAUUCCUUCGACUGGUUGCAAGAUUUGACACAUCCGGACAGCGAUGGCAUCACUGCCGCUGAGCAGCUGGAGAUGCUUUGGGACCUAGCGAGUCAACGUAUGUCAGAGCGUUGUGGACGAAACGCUAUGGGCGAGCUAUCUCGAACGUGGACUAUCCCAAAGUCAGAAGAUCAUCCUACUCUAAAUAUUGAAAUCAGAGAACCACCUCUGACCGGCGACAAUCUUGGCUUCAAAACUUGGGGCACCGCAUGGGCUAUCGCGCAGAUAUUCUCAGACUUCCGCAAGGAUUACUUGUCGCAUCUGCUUCCCGGUAACCGUAUCAACACAUUCACAACUGCCACAGGGGCCACUUUUACGCAACCUCAAACACGGGUCCUCGAACUGGGUGCUGGAACUGGAUUGCUGGGUCUCGCCGCCGCUGCUGUAUGGGGAGCGAAUGUUACAAUGACUGACCUCGAAGUUAUCCAAGACAAUCUGCUAUUCAAUGCUCGAAAGAAUGCAGGUAUACUUGAGGGCCGAGGAGUAAAUGUACAGUGCGGUGUGCUGGACUGGAAGGAGCCUGAGAAGCAAUUGCCUCUUUGCUGGGAUAAGGAAUUUGAGAUUGUGAUGGCCUCCGACCCUUUAUACGAUGAUGGCCAUCCCUCCCUUGUGGCGAAAAUGAUCAAACAACACUUGAAACCUAUUCAAGGUUCGCGUGCCAUGGUUGCGGUGCCAAUGCGAGAUUCGAACACGGUGCGGAUGGCGUCCAAGCUGCUGAGCAUAAUGGCAAGUUACGGUUUCAAGAUCCUUCAUGAGGGUGCGGAGAUUUGCCGAGAUGACUGGGCGAGUGAUGAGGAUGAAGUAAAGUGCCGGUGGUGGAUUUGGGGAUUAUCAGGCGACGAAAUUACAAGAUAG